Nomascus leucogenys (northern white-cheeked gibbon) is the source of this 5563-nucleotide messenger RNA. RefSeq names its product progestin and adipoQ receptor family member 3 (gene PAQR3). The record is from RefSeq and is a predicted model, not a curated record. Bases 2427 to 3008 code for a protein of 193 amino acids. The transcript has 5 exons. NCBI's taxonomy places the organism in Eukaryota, Metazoa, Chordata, Mammalia, Primates, Hylobatidae. Gene Ontology annotation, cellular component: membrane. Gene Ontology annotation, molecular function: signaling receptor activity.
UUGAGGGAAUGCAUAAUCUAUUUUUGUUAUUAGAAAAUUAUUUUUCCUUCAAAUAUUUUUUAAAAACAUACUCUUUCUGAGGUUUAAUUUUUGCCCUGAUUACAGCCAAAAUAUCCCUUACAAUCCAUAACCAAUUUUACAAUGGAAAUGAAUCAAUUUCUUUUUAAAUUUUUAGGUGCAUCUCAGUAUAGAUUAACAUGCUAUUAAUAAUCAUUAAGUAAAAACUGGCUUCUAUUCUUGUUAGUUAUAUGCAUAUUAUCUCUUUGAGAAUCCCUGCUCUUUUCCUCUAUCCUUAGGCCUAUUCUUCAUGCCUUCACCACCUGCCACAGCUGAUGUUCCUUCAGAGAAUAUGUAUCAAUUUCAGUAUUGACCUAAGAAAACAAUACAUUGCAAAACUGAAAGGAUUAAAUAAUUACAACAAUUUCCAAUAAAGAAACAGAGCCAAAGUAUUACAGUGACUUGCCCAGGAUUAUUCAGCAGGGCAGUAAAAUCCUGUUCUCCUAAUUGCUAGUGCAAUGAUCAUUGUUACAAUACAUGCUGUACAACUUACUAAAGACAGAUGAGCACAUCUUCCCUACUUGAAAAGACCACUUCUUAUCAAAUUAUAACUUGUUCACCUGAGUUUUCCAGAUUCUUAGGGUCAGUGGACAGUAUAGUAAACCAUAGAUAUAUGUAUUAAUAUUGAUUGACAUUUAAUAUUAAAAGACAUAACAUUUUUCUCACUCUUAUGCUUCUAUAUGCUUUAGUGCUUUCCUCACAACCAGAUUAAUAGAGUACAUUCUGAACAAUAGAAUGUAAUUCAGGAGCUUUGAACCUUCCCAGGGUAUUUGUAUUUUGGAGAAGAACGUUAGAAUACAAUAAUGCCUAGAUUUGAUCCAUUUACAUUCAGUUAAAUAUUUGUUGAAUGUGCCCUAUAUACAUCCAGACACUAUGCUAGGCAUUGGUAAAACAGUGCUGAACAGAACCAACCUGGUAUAAAGGUCAAGCCACUCAUAGGUGUGCAGAAGAGAUAGUGAGGCAGGGCAUUUAAGCAGGAAAAAAGAAGCGAGAGUCACUUUCUUAGCACUUUCUGGACUUGCAGGUACUAGUUUUUGUGGUUGAAACUUAGGAGAAUAGAGAAAGAUAAGGCUGAAGAGAUUGGCAGGGAUCAAAUCAUCAGGUAUUUUGUUAUCAUGCCAAGGAGUUUUGAUGUGGAUGUAACACUGUAAUUAUCUGUCUGUCUUGAUGGAGUGAGGUACUCCAUAGAAGGAAACUUUCCAUUAUAACUGAAACAUACCCAAUUUGCCAGAUUAUCUUUCAGUCUGUUUUUAAACUCUAGGAAUAACAUAUUCCUUCUUAAACAGGGCAUACUAGGUAUGGGUUGACUUUAAAAUCUGGGGUUUUCUGUUAACGCUAUUUUACUUUUCCCUUGGAUACCAUAGUUUUUCCUCUUUUUAUUUUCUUUUUCACAAUGAAAUGAGCUUUAUUUUUGUUUCUGAUUAUUACUACAAGAUAUAAUCAUGUAGAAAUUUAGGCAAACAGAAGUUUAUGGAAGAAAACGUCACCUGAAAUUCCACUUUUCAGAGGUAACCACAUUGGACAUUUGCGUUAAACAAUGAGUUUAACCCAAAUGCAUAUGUUUGUGUAUGCAUAGCUGCCUUGCACCUGCCUACCUGCCUGCUCACUUACCUGUCUGCCUACUUCCAAGCUACAGUCAUCCCUGCUUGCUAUUUUGCGACCUGCUCGUGUCAUUCAACAUUGUGGCAAUGGGAUCUUUCCCCAUCAAUGAGAAAUACACACUUUUGUGUUCUCCUGAUUUGUGGUGCUUAGUUCAAGGAUAAUCUGAGAAAACAAAUAACCAAGCUUCUAAGAGUUACAUUUAAAUAACUAACUUAGAAUUAGUUACUGAUUGGUUGCUUAGUAACCAAAAAGCUAUAGACUAUUAAGGAUUUUAGACAAUUGAUGAAGCAAUGAAGUUGUGGCAAAGUACAUUGUUAUUGAAUAUUGAUAUUGAGUCUAUAGUAACUAGAUUUGUUUAAUGACCAGAAUAUAAAAUAUUAAUAGCUAGAUGACCAUGUUACUGCCUUAGCAAUAGCUUACAAAGUGCUUAUCAUUUGUACCUACUUUAUAUUGUUUAUUUGUCCCGUUGCUUCCACCCCCACUGUCACUUUCUCAGUAUGUGCUCUCCAGGGCUAUUUCUAUAACCUCCUGUUUCAGCCCUUCUAGUCCACACUUCUGUAAGGGGGCACUUAAAAUCUUCAGGAGUAUCUUAUCAUACCCAUAAUAUUGAAGUUAAAACCCAUUAAUGUAUAGGACAUGUCAUAAUCAUAUUAUAAAGAAUAUGAUGCUUUUCCUUAAUCUAUGCCCCCAGCCAUAAUUAUGUGCACACCUUUUUUUACGUCCUUGGUGAAUGCCAGCCCAACUUUUAAAAUCUGCCUCAGGUCUGUAUGCUUUGUUCUGUGGGCUAUCAUCUUUUUUCCUGCCAUCGGUCAGAAAAAACAUGUCGAAGAUGGAUGGCAUUAGAUUAUGCAGGAAUUUCUAUUGGAAUACUGGGCUGCUAUGUCUCAGGAGUAUUUUAUGCAUUUUAUUGUAAUAACUACUGGCGUCAGGUGUACUUGAUCACAGUGCUUGCUAUGAUCCUGGCAGUGUUCUUUGCGCAGAUUCAUCCCAAUUACCUCACGCAGCAAUGGCAAAGGCUCCGUUCUAUCAUCUUUUGUUCUGUUUCGGGAUAUGGAGUGAUUCCUACUCUUCACUGGGUUUGGCUCAAUGGAGGAAUUGGUGCUCCUAUUGUACAGGACUUUGCACCCCGUGUAAUUGUGAUGUAUAUGAUUGCUCUUCUUGCUUUCCUGUUCUACAUUUCCAAAGUCCCAGAGCGGUACUUUCCAGGACAACUAAACUACCUCGGAUCAAGCCACCAAAUAUGGCAUAUCCUUGCAGUAGUGAUGUUAUAUUGGUGGCAUCAGUCAACAGUGUAUGUCAUGCAGUACAGACAUAGCAAGCCUUGUCCUGACUAUGUUUCACAUUUGUGAAUUAGGUGUGGCCACCUGGUGAAUUCAGUUGUUAAGCAAUAUAUAAUGGGGAAUUGUAUACCCCACUAUUUCUAAGAUUCCCAUUAGUUUUCCCUUUUUCCUUUUUAAUAUGAGUAAUGCUUUAUAAAACUGGGAAAAAAAAGUAUACUUAAGGAUCUGUAGUAAUAACUGCUUUACAAAACCCUUAAAACUACUAAUUUGCUGCUUGUACAGAAAGUGAAAAUUAGUUGGCAAUCAUAAGAAACAUCUGAAUAACAACGAUGAAUGGGAAACUAGUGUUGAAAUAGGAUUCACUUUACUUAGCACCAGCUUAAUUUCCUUAGGAAGGGCUCAUCUCCAUUAGAAAAUGGAGUCAUCUUAUGUGCUUAACUAUUUUCAGUUAAUGUGCCUAAUCAAGGCAAGGGUUGUUUCAGCCUAUGCUUAAUGCAAGCUAGGCUGGUGAUUUUAAAUAAUCACUAAAAUCACUAGAUUUAAAUAAUCACUGAAAUGAUUUGUGAGAAACUGGCACUUCAGAUAUUAUAUCCUUUAGCUAUAGGUUCUUCUCUCCCUAAGAACAUUAGAUAUUUUAGUUUUCCAGAACAAAAGCUUUAACCUUCUCCUGUAAGUCGAGAGAAGGGUUGAGAAGAGGAAAAGAACUUCUCAUUUUCUAUCAGAUAAGAAUCACAUUAGAAACUAAGUACAGGAUUAGACAACAAAUUAUGUGGUCAAAUAACAUAGUCAUUAGCCACCUAAACAUUUUAAUUCCAGAUAUUAUUUAAUUCCAUAUAAUAACUGAAUUCUUGUGAGUGGAUUACAGGUUUUUGAUCCCAAAAUUCCAGAGCUUUCAACUCUCUGAAUUUGUAGUCCUGAAUAUCUCAGUGGUGGGGGUUCCCAGCAUUAUGGGUGCUACUUUCAAGGCCAUAGAAUCUCGAUGGCCCUGUCUUGACCCUGAAAUGAACCUUAAGCCUUAGAACAAAGUCAUGCAGAUGCCCCAUUUGAUAAUAAUCUUAUUCACCUGUGUGCUCUGGUCCUCGGUUUCUGCAUGUGUUAGCAUUGCAUUGAUAACUCAGAAUCUUGAUAAACACUUAAUAUUUGGACUGGAAGCAUUAAACUUUCUUUUUAUUGUAUAUGCUUAAAAAAUAGAACUCACUGCCCUAUCAUACACUGUAGCCCUCCUAUUCUUUGGUCUUUCAUAUGCGUUAGUUAAAUCCCUUAAAGCAGACAUUCAUAAAAACUUACAUUGUUUAUUGGAGUAUAAAAUAACCCAAGUUUCUUAAUGAGUUGACAUGAGCUGUUUUAAAUACUGGUGUAUUUCCAGAACAGUAAAAUUACUGAAUAUCAGAAAAAAAUGUUAAUUGAUGAUGAAGCUUAUUCCCAAAAUGCCUUUUGUGCAUAUGAUAUUUGGAAAGUCACUUUAAUGUGCCUCAGUUAAUACAUCAGUAAAAUGUUGUGUUUCUUUCCCAGUGUAGUGUUUUUGGAAUAUAAAUUCCCCAUGCUAGUAUCUCAGCAAAGAGAAUUUCCCCCCAGGAGGCUCAGUAAAGGAAUACCAUGUCUUACCCAUCAUUAUGAUGGAAGGCUGCUUUGAAAAUGGAUGUUUUACCUUAUAAGGUUAAAAUUUUGAUCCAUAUGUUAAGUGAUAGAAGAUUUUGGUGCAACAGUAGUAGGAUAUAUUUCUCCUAGAACAUCCCUUAUGGGCUUACAUGAUUUUAUUGCCUUUAAAUAGAUAUUUUGUCAUUUUGGCCAAACAAAAGACACAGUAGUUAUACUUGUUAAAAAUGAGGGAAAAGUCAUUAUUUUAGGUGUGGAGCCAUUUUUAUUAUAAAACUUUCUCAAAAUAAAAAUUGAAUCAAUUUUUGCAAUCCCUGUAUUAGUACAUGAAUACGUACUUGCCAUCUGAAUUAAUACAUGAAAAGAGCAUACUGUGUUUUUAAAUCAGUGUUUCUUUGAAUUUAAAGGGUGUACAGGUCUUUCUGUAGGGAAAAUUAUUCCAUGUAAACAUUUCAACUCUGUAUGAAAAUGUUAAAUAUUGUAAGAAAGUUAUCCUCUCAUUUUUUCACUGCUAUGAUGUAUUUAUUAUAAAAUAGGGAAUGAAUGAAUGAAUAUGGAUUGCUGUCAACUAGAAACACUUCUGUAUGUCAGUCAGCAUUAAUGACCACCUACUGUGUGCACAGCACUACUGGUAAAAUUUUGAAGACAUUGUUAACAUUAAAAAAUAUUUUAAAGUUGUCUACAAAUCUGAGCCUUGUAAUGAUGUAUAUUUAUUUUUGUUUUUAUAGAUUAAAAUAUACUAUCCGGUUUCAGUACUAAAAAAGACUGGUUUUAAUUUUACCAAUGUGUGAACUAUAAAAGCUUUUUGCCUACAGAUUUUACAUUUUAAAAUUAUCUAUGGCUGUUUUAAAUUGUCUAGCAAUUUAUAUGGUUGUGGUUAACUCAUUUAAGAAACAAUUAUCUUUCUAUAUUAAGCCAUUUUCAAAUAGCAAGACAGUGCUUGUCUUUUUUUGUUAUUACACUAACUGCAAUUCAGUAAGCUGCAUGACAAAAUAUGUAUUACGUAAAUAAACCGGGUUUACUAAAUA